Molecule: messenger RNA, 1209 nt
Organism: Argentina anserina (silverweed cinquefoil)
Lineage: Eukaryota; Viridiplantae; Streptophyta; Magnoliopsida; Rosales; Rosaceae
Product: outer envelope pore protein 37, chloroplastic
Exons: 6
Coding region: 52-1023 (323 amino acids)
Biological process (GO): monoatomic cation transport
Cellular component (GO): chloroplast outer membrane
Molecular function (GO): monoatomic ion channel activity
Source: RefSeq, a predicted model, not a curated record
ACUCAUCUACAUUUCCGCCUAAAAUCCACACCGAACCGAGCGAGAGGAGUGAUGGCAGACUCAUCAGCACCACCACCACCCGCCCUUCCAAACCCUAACUACCCCGCUGAUUCUCUACCACCGCCGCCUGCUCGCUUCUUCAAAAGGCCCUCCGUUCGGGUGACUUCGGAGUUCGACAGCGACUCCUCGGUGUUCUUCCACAAGGUGUCUUGCAAGCUGUUGGAUAGUGUGGCCAAGCUCAAGGUCUCCUUCAGCAACGACCACAAGGGCGAGGUGGUCUCUCCGCCUCAAGUCUCCUUCAUCUCUCAGUACCUCUCCAUUCACUACAACUUUGAAGAUGAAUCCACCAUCCUCAAUAGCUCCGUCGAUGUUGGUCCCCGUCUGCAAUUCCGCGCUUCCCACGAUCUCAAGGCACGACAAGGAGAGGCUUCCAUGCUUGCCAAGUUCCCUGACCCUGGCUAUGCACUUCAACUCUCUUCUACUUUCCCUUCUGCUGGUCUGCCAAAAGCUACUCUCAAAUUCCCCCUUGGUGAAGUUUCUUUCGUGGAAAAAGAGGAGGAGGAGCAGAUAAACAGAGCAUAUUCUAUGAGUGGCACUGUUAAAGGCCAAAUUUUCAACGGGCUCGGCACUGCUUAUUUUGCAGAGGAUGAUAUCAAGUUACGAUACUCAUUUAAGGAUGAGGAGAUGUCUUUUAUCCCAUCUAUUUCUCUGCCUUCAAAUGCAUUGUCAUUUGCUUUUAAGCGUCGGUUUGGUCCCUCAGACAAGUUGAGUUACUGGUACAAUUUUGAUUCCAACUACUGGAGUGCGGUUUACAAGCACACAUAUGGCAGGGACCUAAAACUUAAAGCUGGUUAUGAUUCAGAGGUGCGCCUUGGCUGGGCGUCUCUGUGGGUUGGGGAUGAAGCUGGCAAAGCAAAGACAGCUCCAUUGAAGAUGAAGGUUCAAUUCAUGCUCCAAGUACCGCAAGAUGACAUUAGAUCAUCAGCCUUGAUGUUCCGAGUUAAAAAGAGAUGGGAUAUAUAGUCUCGUUGUUGUAAAACUGAUGACGGUGUUCCUUUCUUUCCUUAGUUAUGUAUACACGUGUUCAACUGUGGUUCUAUUUCAGAUCAUAACACAGUAUAGAUGUGAUACAACAUCUGCUAUUCUAACUAUGCGAUUGCUUGCUGUGCAACAGGUUCAAUUGUUUUAUAUUAAUCAGUUAAAUCGGUA